AGCUAAUCUUAUUAAUACCAGUAAUAUCAACUUCUACGCAAUGAAAUUUUAAACCAAAACUAUCCAUUCUAAUUGAGUAAAUAACCAUCUAUCGAAUAUGAUGAAGAACCUCAGAGCUCAAAUAAAUCUUGCUAGGCUAAAGUAAGCCUUACCUAUUGAACGCAGUGAAAACGUAUUGAACGUACGAACGUAUUGAAAACGAAAGCAGAGAGCACGCCGCACUUUACUAUACUCAUACUCUAAUUGAGUAUGAAAAACUAUCGUCUCAAAAAAUGGAUGCAUUUUAUCACUGCCUAAUAGCAGCUCUUAACGAAUGUCAAAAGACUGGCGUGGCUUUAACAAAAGAUAUAGGCAAAGUGGAUUGCAAUAUCGAUAUGAACUUUGAUCUACCGGUCAAUCGAAUUACUUUUUUGUAUAAGUUCGGUACUUUUAACAUACAUUUUUUCAAAAAGUGUUUUCUAGAUUUUGCAUUAAAUUGCUCAGAAGUUUCAAUAGAUCUUGAGCGAAUUCUUUCAUCUAAAUUAGUUUGUUCUCUGAACAAUGGACCCGGGACUGAUAUCAUUGGUUUACAGUUUGCAUUUAAGGAAAUUGGAAAAACUUUCAGUCCCAAGACCAUCUUUAAAAUUAUUAAUAAAUACGGAGCAUGGAGGAAUACAAUGAAUUCCUUGAUAGAAUCUAAAGGAAAUGUAAUUCCUAUUGUAGGCAAUUUUAAGCUAUUGCAAUGCAACAUUAUUGAGUUUUUGUCUUCAAAAGCAGAAAACUGUUUGAAAUCUGCUGAUGUUGUCCUCAUGGAUCAUGCCUUUUCUUCUCCUAAUGCUCAAAGAGUAAACAUUUUGGAGGUUCUAAAAAUCAUUUUACGAAUUCUUAAACCAGGAGCUUAUGUACUUUUUAUUGACACUAAUAACAAGGUCUUUUAUUUUGAGUUACUUAACUCAUUUGGAACGUACAUUUAUGGACCUAAAUUAGUUCAAGUUGAUGAUUUGCCUUAUAAUGAAAUAAUUGCACAACAGAUUGGGGAAAAGCCCGUGCUUUCUGGUAAAGCUUAUUAUGGAAUUUGGCAAAAGAAUACACCACAGAACAUGAUGGCAGAUGGCGUGUCUGAUUUCGUGAAUGUAAUACAAGCAAUGGGUGAAAAAGAAAAGGGUACAUCAUUAGAGAAUAUGUCUGCUAAAUCUAGUCCCGUAAUAGUACAACCAGAAAAUAAAACAAGUGACCAUCCAUCAUUAGUGAAUGUAAUGCCAGUUGUACGAAAUUUAGGAGAAAGUGUUAGUUUUAAAAGUGCUACUGCAUCACAGCGGGAUACACCACUAGUGAAUUUGAUACCAGCAAUGCAAAACUUGUCUGCAUCAGGCAUAUUGAUGAGACCAGGUUAUGAAUCUGAAAGAAAAAGUGCUAUUUGUAGUUUUGCUUCUGAAACUAACUGUACUGUCAGUCAAUAUGGGGAUAUAAUUACUGAACAGAACAAAGCUGACACCGAAACCGACUGUACUGAAGACUUGAAAACCUUAUUAUUUUCUUUAAAUUGUUUAGUCUCGAAAUUGGAGAAUUUUCUAAGUUCGGAAAUUAAUUCUAAGAAUCCCAAUUCCAUAAAAUGUAGUAUACAUAAGCCUACUUGUAGAUGUUGCAAUCAAUGCUUUAAUUGUUAUCAUUGCUGCAUCAAUAAAAAACCAUGCUUCCAAUGCUGUGGACAUGGUCUCAAUAAAAAUGUUCCCCCAAAUACUAAUCAAAGCUGCAAUUGCCAUGCCUGGUCAGAUGCAUAGGAUAUUUGGGAGGAGGGAAAAAAAACAAGUUAUUUAUAGCUUUUUAAGCAGGGAUGCAAAAAAAAAAAAAAACCAUCUGCUGAGUAAAACCAACACCUCCUAGAAG
Parasteatoda tepidariorum (common house spider) is the source of this 1866-nucleotide messenger RNA. RefSeq lists its product as uncharacterized. The record is from RefSeq and is a predicted model, not a curated record. Lineage: Eukaryota; Metazoa; Arthropoda; Arachnida; Araneae; Theridiidae.